UUGCCUUCAAACAAAUCUCUUUCUUCAGCUAGAAGCAUGGCUCGAAUGGAACAAGCCAUUCAGAAUGUUGUGGAUUUGUUUUCGGAGUAUGCUGACGGUGACGGCAAGUUAAACAGGGAGGAACUAGAGAAACUGGUAGAGAAAGAAAUUCAGAACCCAGAGCUCAAAGCUAAACUCUCUGCAGGUGACCUCGAUGAGGCCAUGGGGAGGAUGGAUAGGAACCGCGAUGGUGAGAUCGACUUCAAAGAGUUUAUGAAGUGUCUGUCUUUCGUGGCCCUCCGCUGCUACUGCAAGAAGAUGGGCAAGGGCCAUUAA
Molecule: messenger RNA, 315 nt
Organism: Menidia menidia (Atlantic silverside)
Lineage: Eukaryota; Metazoa; Chordata; Actinopteri; Atheriniformes; Atherinopsidae
Source: the annotation of a GenBank genome assembly